CCGUCUAGCAGUCUGACUUCAGAGGAGAAAGGACCGAGACAUACAGAAUUUUACUUUUUAUCUCCCGUCACAGUCACGGAUUGCUUUAAAGCGUUUCUUAAAAAUUGAGAAAAAAAAUCUGGAUAACGCUACAGCUAAAAUAGUUACGAUCUGACGUUCAGGAAAAGGUCGAAACCAUGCCAUCCAAAACGACGAAAAGCUCCACUGCCGCCAGGCAGAGGGGGAAGGGGGCGCAGGCUCGGGAUGACUCGGACGAGGAGCUGGAUGUACCCCCAGCAGAAACGAACUUAAAUGGCCAAGGAGCAACACCGACAAAUGAUGCCGCUCCGCGGUCGCCCGUCGAGGCGGUUGAUAACCGAAGUUUGGAGGAGAUUCUCGGUAGCAUCCCUCCACCCCCGCCCCCAGCAAUGACCAAUGAACCGGGCGCUCCUCGCUUGAUGAUAACGCAUAUUGUUAACCGGAACUUUAAAUCAUAUGCGGGCGAGCAGGUACUGGGGCCUUUUCACAAGCGCUUUUCCUGUAUCAUUGGGCCGAAUGGAAGUGGAAAGUCCAAUGUGAUAGAUUCCAUGCUCUUUGUGUUUGGGUACAGAGCUCAAAAGAUCAGGUCCAAAAAGCUCUCUGUGCUCAUACACAGUUCUGAUCAGCACAAGGACAUUCAGACAUGCACUGUGGAGGUGCAUUUUCAGAAAAUUAUUGACAAGGAAGGAGAUGAGUAUGAAGUCAUCCCCAACAGCAAGUUCUGCGUUUCCAGAACAGCCAGCAAAGACAACUCCUCAGCCUAUCAGAUCAGCGGCAGGAAGGCCACCUUCAAAGAUGUGGGGAUUCUCCUGCGCAGCCACGGCAUUGACCUGGACCACAACCGCUUCUUAAUCCUACAGGGAGAGGUGGAGCAGAUCGCGAUGAUGAAGCCUAAAGGCCAGUCUGAUCAUGACGAGGGCAUGCUGGAGUACCUGGAGGACAUCAUCGGCUCCUGCCGGCUCAAGGAGCCCAUCCAGACCCUGUGCUGCCGCGUGGAGCAGCUCAACGAGCAGCGGGGCGAGAAGCUGAACCGUGUAAAGAUGGUGGAGAAGGAGAAGGCCGCUUUGGAAGGGGAGAAGAACGUGGCUGUGGAGUUCCUCACUCUGGAGAAUGAGAUCUUUCAGAAGCGCAGCUACCUGUGCCAGCAUUAUGUCCACGACCUGCAGAAGAGGGUGACUGAGAAGGAAGCUGAGAAGGAGAAGAUCCAGGAGGACAACAAGGAGCUCGCUGAGGAAAACGAGAAACUUGCUGAGCAGAUGAAAGUCAAAACCCAGGACCUGAAAAACGUGGAAAAGAAACUGGGGAAGCUGACUAAGUUCAUUGAAGACCAGAAGGAGAAGUUCACCCAGUUGGACCUGCAGGACGUGGAGGUGCGUGAGAAGCUGAAGCACACCAAGACCAAGACCAAGAAGCUUCAGAAGCAGCUUCCGAAAGACAAGGAGAAGCUGGAGGAGGUGAGGAACAUCCCAGCCAGCAGUGAGAAGAUCAUCACUGAGGCAACAGCCAAGAGAGAGAGCCUGGAGAAGCAGAAGGUGGUGGAGGAGGAGAAGCUGAAGAAAGUGAUGGAGAGCCUGAAGGAGGAAACCUGCGGGCUGCAGCAGGACAAAGAGGCGAAAGAGAAGGAGCUGUUGGAGUUGAGUAAGGGAGUGAAUGAGACGCGCUCCCAGAUGGACGUGGCGCAGUCGGAGCUGGAUAUCUACCUGAGCCGCCACAACAUGGCGCUGACGCAGCUGAACAAGGCCAAGGAGACGCUGCAGAGCACCACCGCCACACUGCGCGAGAGGAAGGCCGCCAUCAAAGAGCUGCAGACCAGCAUCCCCGAGCGCGAGCAGGAGCUCAGUAAGGAUGAGCAGGAGCUGGAGAAGCUGACGCAGGUGGAUGUGAAGGCCCAGGGCGUGGUGAAGGACAUUCGGCAGAAGGUGGAGGAGGCCAAGAGCUCUCUGUCCUCCAACCGCAGCCGGGGGAAGGUCCUGGAUGCUCUGAUGCAGCAGAAGAAGAGCGGCAAAAUCCCCGGCAUCCUGGGCCGGCUGGGAGACCUGGGCGCCAUUGAUGAGAAGUAUGACGUGGCCAUCUCCUCGAGCUGCGGCUCGCUGGACAACAUCCUGGUGGACACCAUCGACACGGCUCAGAAGUGCGUCAACUUCCUCAAGACGCAGAACAUCGGGGUGGCCACCUUCAUCGGCCUGGACAAGAUGAAGGUGUGGGAGCAGAGCAUGGGGCGGAUCCAGACGCCGGAGGACGCGCCGCGGCUCUUCGACAUGGUCAGCGUGAAGGACGAGGCCCUGCGGCCGGCCUUCUACUUCGCCCUGCGCGACACGCUGGUGGCGCAGAACCUGGAGCAGGCCACUCGCCUGGCCUUCCAGCGCGACAAGCGCUGGAGAGUGGUGACCCUGCAGGGCCAGAUCAUCGAGCAGGCCGGAACGAUGACUGGAGGGGGCGGGAGGGUGAUGCGUGGCAGGAUGGGCUCUUCCAUAGGGUCAGAGGUCACACAGGAAGAGCUGGACCGCAUGGAGAGCCGGCUGCAGACGGAGGUGCAGCAGCUGCAGAGCUGCCAGGAGCGCAGGCUGCAGCUGGAGGAGCGCAUCCACAGCCUGCGCAACGAGCUGCGCACCAUGAAGAACACGCUGGAGAAAUAUACCGCCAGCAUGCAGAGCCUGUCGGAGCAGGAGCUGCACCUGAAGGCCCAGAUGAAGGAGCUGGAGGCCGGCGUGGUGGCGGCCGCUCCCGAUAAGAGCCGGCAGAAGCAGAUGGAGAAGAGCCUGGAAGCCUUCCGGAAAGAUUUCGAGGCGGCGGCGAGCCGGGCGGGGAAGGUGGAGGCGGAGGUGAAGAGGCUGCAUAGUCUCAUCGUGGAGAUCAACAGCCACAAGCUGAAGGCCCAGCAGGACCAGCUGGACAGGAUCAGCCAGGAGCUGGACGCCUGCUCGUCCGCCAUCACCAAGGCCCAGGUGGCCAUAAAGACAGCGGACAGGAACCUGAAGAAGUCUGAGGAGGCGGUGUCGCGUCUGGAGGCGGAGAUCCAGGAGGGCGAGAAGGCCAUGGAGGACAUGACCGAGCAGCUGAAGAAGCUGGAGGAGCAGGCCGCUGCCGUCAUGACCGAGUGUCAGCAGGCAGAGGACGCCCUGCCUGAGGUGCAGGAAGGGCACCGUGGCGUGUCCCAGGAGAUCAAGGCCAUCCAGGAGAAGGAGCACGCCCUGCAGAAGGAGUCCCUCGGAGUGCGCCUGAAGGUGGAGCAGAUCGAGGCUGCCAUCGCCGAGAACCAGAACAAGAUCCGGCACUGGCAGAAAGAGGCCUCCAGGAUCUCUCUGCACGCCAUCGAUGGGCAGCCCGCUGUGGAGCUGCCCCAGCUGACCCCCGAGGACCUGGAGGCCGGCCCCGACGCCGACAUCAUCAAGAAGAAGAUCGCCCUGCUGGAGGCGCGCUGCGAACAGAUGAAGCCCAACCUGGGCGCCAUCGCGGAGUACAGGAAGAAGGAGGAGCUCUACCUGCAGCGCGUGGCGGAGCUGGAUGACAUCACCACGCAGAGGGACAGUUUUAAGCGGGGAUGUGAGGACCUGCGCAAGCAGCGGCUGAACGAGUUCAUGGCCGGCUUCAACAUGAUCACCAACAAGCUGAAGGAGAACUACCAGAUGCUGACCCUGGGGGGCGAUGCUGAGCUGGAGCUGGUGGACAGUUUGGACCCCUUCUCUGAGGGCAUCAUGUUCAGCGUUCGGCCUCCGAAGAAGAGCUGGAAGAAGAUCUUUAACCUGUCGGGCGGGGAGAAGACGCUGAGCUCCCUGGCGCUGGUCUUCGCUCUGCACCACUUCAAACCCACGCCGCUCUACUUCAUGGACGAGAUCGACGCCGCGCUCGACUUCAAGAACGUGUCCAUCGUGGCGUUCUACAUCUACGAGCAGACUAAGAAUGCCCAGUUCAUCAUCAUCUCCCUGCGGAACAACAUGUUUGAGAUCGCCGACCGCCUCAUCGGCAUCUACAAAACGCACAACACCACCAAGAGCGUGGGCAUCAACCCCAAAAUCAUCGCUGCCAAGGACCUGCAGGAAGUGGGCUCUGCUUGAGCCAGCCAAUCAUAAGCCUGCCUCCCCUUUACCUGUCCUGUCUGUCUCAACUUCUAUCUGUUUACCUGUGUUGUAUAAUUGUAAAUCUUAACCUCUUUUUUUCCUGUUUCUUUUUGAUAAAGCUGCUGUAGUUUUAUAUUAAACGAAAAAUAAAAUUCUUUAUAAUCUUUA
Anguilla rostrata (American eel) is the source of this 4244-nucleotide messenger RNA. RefSeq names its product structural maintenance of chromosomes 4 (gene smc4). Gene Ontology annotation, cellular component: condensin complex; chromosome. Lineage: Eukaryota; Metazoa; Chordata; Actinopteri; Anguilliformes; Anguillidae. Gene Ontology annotation, biological process: mitotic chromosome condensation. The record is from RefSeq and is a predicted model, not a curated record. The transcript has 24 exons. Gene Ontology annotation, molecular function: ATP hydrolysis activity; ATP binding; protein binding. Bases 177 to 4073 code for a protein of 1298 amino acids.